Messenger RNA from Musa acuminata AAA Group (dessert banana), 2992 nucleotides. RefSeq lists its product as uncharacterized. NCBI's taxonomy places the organism in Eukaryota, Viridiplantae, Streptophyta, Magnoliopsida, Zingiberales, Musaceae. Gene Ontology annotation, molecular function: RNA polymerase III type 3 promoter sequence-specific DNA binding; RNA polymerase II cis-regulatory region sequence-specific DNA binding. The transcript has 13 exons. Gene Ontology annotation, cellular component: snRNA-activating protein complex. Gene Ontology annotation, biological process: snRNA transcription by RNA polymerase III; snRNA transcription by RNA polymerase II. Bases 197 to 2725 code for a protein of 842 amino acids. The record is from RefSeq and is a predicted model, not a curated record.
AUCGAACCGAAUCUAAAUUCCCAACCCUCGUUGCCACAAAAGCCUUUUAAAUGCCCCGCCUCGCUCACAUGAGUCGGCGCCUCCCGUUGCGAUCGUUGGUCGCUCCACCGGAGCUCCUCGCCCUCGGUUUCUUGAAUCGCAACCCUAACCCUAAUUACUAUUCUUCCGAUCGCCUGCCGGCGUGCUACUCGUCUUUAUGGCGUCCUCUUCCCCCUCUGGGAGCGAUGGCGGCGAUGCCUUCGACGCGGAUAUGGAGGCCCUGCGGCGAGCCUGCGCGCUCACUGGCGCCGACCCUGCCGACGUAGGUGGUGCCUACUUGGAUUCUGACUCUGAUUCCGGAAGCGACGAUGCAGGCCUCCUUCGUCGUCUGCAGGAACGGUUCUCUUCGCCCUCCCAAGCCGUCGAUUCCUUUUCCUUGGUCAAGCCCCUGUCUGUUCUCGCGCCGAUGGAUCUUGAUGAUGAGGAUGAUUUCGAAACCCUUCGAGCCAUCCAGCGGAGAUUUACUCAGUACAAUAGCGAUCCUCUGAGAGAGAAACCUGAGAAAAUUCUAGAAGAACCUGAGAUGGUUGUCAAUGAUGAUGUAUGUGGGCCAGAAACACCUAAUAGAUCUACAGAAUUGAGCAAAGAGCAUGGCUACAGUCACACUGAACCACACUUUCCAGAGCAUGAAGCAUGGAGUUCAAAUGUUACGGAUUUGACAUCUUCUAAGUUUCCCAAGUCUGCUCACAAUUUUGUUAAUGCUCUCAAGAAGAACAGAUCAUGUCAGAAGUUCAUUAGGAGGAAGCUACUAGAAAUUGAAGCAAAUAUUGAGAAGAAUAAAGAACUGAAGGAACGUAUUAAAUGUCUUAUGGACUUUCAAGUUGCCUGUAAAAGGAAAGUGGCAAAUAUUUUAUUUCAAAAGAAGGAUCCUCGUAUCACGUUAAUAUCUUUGAAGAGGUCCACAUCUGAAAAGUCAUCAAAGACGACUUUGAAGAAGGUUCCUGCCUCAUAUAUUGGUCCAAAUGAGAACUCCCAUGUUUCAAAGUAUAAAAUGGUACUUAAAAGAUUUCCCAUCUCACUUAGUAAGCAGCCAUGGUCAAACAUCGAGAAAGAGAAUCUUGUGAAGGGAAUAAAGCAACAGUACCAAGAGAUGCUGAUUUUGAACUCAAUGAAUAUGGAAAGUGACGCAGAGGGCAUCACAGAUUCAAAUUUAAUGUCUUCUGCAAUAACACUCAGUGAUCCUGAGUUCACACCUGAAAAAAUUAGAUCUUUCAUACCAUUAGUAAAUUGGAAUCGGUUGGCUUCAAUGUAUGCCAUGGGCCGUGCUGGUGCAGAAUGUGAAGCAAGGUGGUUGAACUGUGAAGAUCCCAUGAUUAAUCACAGUCCUUGGACAGUAAUGGAGGAUAAGAAGCUUUUGUUUAUCGUUCAAGAAAGGGGCAUUUACAAUUGGAUAGAUAUUUCAAUCACAUUGGAUACACAUAGAACACCAUUCCAAUGCUUAGUACGUUACCAACGGAGCCUUAAUCCUCAUAUUCUGAAUAAGGACUGGACAGAAGAUGAAGAUGUAAAGCUUCGUGUGGCUGUGGAGUACUAUGGCGAUAACUGGCAGAUGGUCGCUUCUUGUCUAGAAGGCCGUGUAGGUCCUCAGUGUUCUAAUAGGUGGAACAAAACUCUUAACCCUGAGAGGAAGAAAGUGGGAAGAUGGUCUGUGGACGAAGAUAAACGGCUGAAAGUAGCAGUGAUGCUUUUUGGGGCCAAAAACUGGAACAAGAUAGCUCGGUUUGCCCCUGGUCGCACACAAGUUCAGUGUCGAGAAAGGUGGCAUAACUGUUUGGAUCCAACUCUAAAUUUAAAACCGUGGACUGCAGAAGAGGAUGCCAAGCUGUUGGAUGCAAGAGCGAUGCAUGGAAAUUGUUGGUCGAAAAUUGCUGCCUGCAUACCUCCACGUACUGAUAACCAAUGUAGGAGACGAUGGAAGAUUCUGCUUCCAGGAGAAUUGAUUUCGCUUCAAGCUGCAGCACAGAUAAAGAAGACUGCACUUAUAUCUAACUUUGUAGACCGAGAAAGUGAGCGACCAGCAAUAGGUCCAAAUGACUUUACACCACUCAUUAAUUCUAAUACUAUGUUUGACAAAAUUGGUGGUGCAAAAGUUAGGAAGAAAAAGCAAAGUGAGAAUCAACCAAAUAAGUCCAGAAAGAAGCCCAGAAGAGUUUCAAUGGAGGAUCAGGAGACAAAUUGUUGCACUGAUGGCCUGGCUCUUCCACCAAGCAUAGAAUCAAAUCCUACCAGUAGUCUGGGCAUUAGCAGGUCAGGGAAUAAAAGAUUGAGGGAUAAUAAUAGACCAAGAAAUCCAAGAGUUAAAUCCAGAAUACAUGUUAAGGAGAAUUCAACAAAGGAUUGCAUGACAAACACACCAUCUGUUGUAGCUCCAGCAGAUAUGUCACUUGUAGUUGCUAUAAAUUCGAAAGCUACAGAAAGUAUGAACAUCAGCAAGGCAAUGGAUAAAAGGUUGAGUAAAAAUGAACAGAACAUGUGGAUCAAGUCCAGAUUUCCUAUUGAGGAGAAUUCAACAGCAGAUGGCCUAGCAAAAUUUUCAGUUGAUAUAGCUUCUGAUGAUUCACCCCUUGCCUUAUAUAUGAAUAACACUUCCGCUAGGAACUUCAGAAGGCAAAGGAAUAUAGCAAGAGUUAAUACAUUAAAAAGCCAGGGGUUAGAUCCAGAAGCUCAUUUCAUGAAAAUUCUGUAGCAGAUGGCACACUGAAUUAUUCAGCUGAAGUAGUUAAUGCUGAUUAUUUCUCUACCCCUGUGAUUUUGUAUAAUUCUGAGAAUGAUUAUAUAGAAGGAAUAAGGAAGAAAGAUUCAAGGCUUAUGGAUGAUAAUUAGCCGCAGAUGUCUAAAGCUGAAGCAGAAAGAUCUCUUGAGGAAAAUCUUACAGCACUUGGCAUGGUCAAUGCUUCUACUGAACCUGUUCCUUCUGAUGUACAUUUAUCACCAAGUACAGAGGCUAAUACUC